Trypanosoma conorhini is the source of this 1197-nucleotide messenger RNA. RefSeq lists its product as uncharacterized. Lineage: Eukaryota; Euglenozoa; Kinetoplastea; Trypanosomatida; Trypanosomatidae. Bases 1 to 1197 code for a protein of 398 amino acids. The transcript has a single exon. The record is from RefSeq and is a predicted model, not a curated record.
AUGGAGACGGCGGAUUUAGUCAAGACUCUCCUCAAGGCCGACGAGGAAUGCCGUGUGCUUCGCGAGAAGGUGACACUGCUGGAGAAGACGCAUCGUCUCAGGGAGCGGGACGCACGGGCGUUAACCGCGCCCCCGUCGGAGGCCGCUGGGGGGACGAAAAAAGUCCAGGCCCGCACCCUCGCUCUUCCCAUCGAGGCGGUUGGUGAGCUGAAUUCCAGGGCCGGGGAUGUCACCCUGCUGCUGCGGGAAGAAAAGAGGCUAUUGAAGGAGCUGAAGCAACUUCAGACCAUCCUGGAGGGCUCCGCUGCAGACACAGUGGAGGCAAACACCCUCAACACGCAUCUGAAGCAACGUAUUGGCUACACCGAGGGGGAAACACUUUUCCAUUUGAGGGACACAAUUGAGGAAGCUGCCCACAUGAAUGGACUGAAGUACGAAAUUCUGCAGGAACUCCGCGCCCGUGAGGCCGUGCAAGCGACCCUGAAGCGGCAAACGGAGCACAUGCGGGAGUAUGUGACUAAGCUGGUUGCCUCCAAGGAACUCGACGAGCAACGCGAGCGAGCAGCACAGCAGCUCAAUGAAAAGAGGGCUGAGUUGGAAGGCAUCCGUGAAGAGGUGCAGUCUAUGCGGCGCCUUUUAGAGCGGAAGGAGAAACAACUUGAGAAUGAGAAGCCUGUCGACGAACUACAAAUCGCUGUGCGGGCCGAAAACGAAAGACGCACGAUGCUCCACAGGCUGGAAAAGGAAGAGGAGGGCCUUCGGCAAAACGAGAUUUCCAUUCGCCACCGGUCCAUGCAGAUUGCCAAGCUCGAGAGGCGCAUCGAGAUGAUAGGCGAUGCACUUGCCCGCGAAGAAUCUACUGAUGAGCGUGUUGACGCCGAGAUUGUGGAUCAAUUGCGCAAGGAAAUUCUUGUCCUGGGCCUCCGGCAUCAAAAGCGUGAGGCCCAACAGGAGCUGCUUGACGCCAAUAUUGUGGAUCUGGAUCGUCGGUGCGUGGGGCUUGUGCGUACAACAGCCAACAUGAAGAAGGAGAUGCAGCGUAUUGAACGGAACCACCGAAAGUACAUAAACAUCCAAAAGAAGGAGUUGGAAACGGAGCAGAUGGCGGCGGAACAGGAAAUUGGCGAGAUUGAGCGUGAAAUCGAAAUGCUCCGCCGUGUUAAUACCCGCCGCAGACAAAAGGCACAAACUGCCUGA